Messenger RNA from Cynocephalus volans (Philippine flying lemur), 1667 nucleotides. It is a transcript of the gene TMEM198, whose product is annotated as transmembrane protein 198. The coding region runs from base 116 to 1198 and encodes 360 amino acids. The transcript has 5 exons. The record is from RefSeq and is a predicted model, not a curated record. Lineage: Eukaryota; Metazoa; Chordata; Mammalia; Dermoptera; Cynocephalidae. Gene Ontology annotation, biological process: positive regulation of canonical Wnt signaling pathway. Gene Ontology annotation, cellular component: plasma membrane; cytoplasmic vesicle.
GGCGUCCCGCCAUCCCUGCCCCUCCGGCCUCUGCACAGCUUCUUUCGCACAGAAGCUCAGGUCGCCUCCAGCCCAGGUUGACCUGGGAGGGUGAUUCCCUUUGGUUACCAACACUAUGCCAGGCACUGUGGAAACACUGCGGUUCCAGCUGCUGCCUCCCGAGCCAGAUGACGACUUCUGGGGCGCACCUUGUGAACAGCCCCUGGAGCGCAGGUACCAGGCGCUGCCGGCCCUCGUCUGCAUCAUGUGCUGUUUGUUUGGAGUCGUCUACUGCUUCUUCGGUUACCGCUGUUUCAAGGCAGUGCUCUUCCUCACUGGGUUGCUGUUUGGCUCAGUGGUCAUCUUCCUGCUGUGCUACCGAGAGCGGGUGCUGGAGACGCAGCUGAGUGCUGGGGCGAGCGCAGGCAUCGCACUGGGCAUCGGGCUGCUCUGUGGGCUGGUGGCCAUGCUGGUGCGCAGUGUGGGCCUCUUCCUGGUGGGGCUGCUGCUCGGUCUGCUGCUCGCUGCUGCCGCCCUGCUGGGCUCUGCGCCCUACUACCAGCCAGGCUCUGUAUGGGGCCCACUGGGGCUGCUGCUGGGGGGCGGCCUGCUCUGUGCCCUGCUCACGCUGCGCUGGCCCCGCCCACUCACCACCCUCGCCACAGCCGUGACUGGUGCCGCACUCAUUGCCACCGCCGCUGACUACUUUGCUGAGCUGCUACUGCUGGGGCGCUACGUGGUGGAGAGACUGCGGGCUGCACCUGUGCCCCCCCUCUGCUGGCGGAGCUGGGCCCUCCUGGCACUCUGGCCCCUGCUCAGCCUGAUGGGUGUUCUGGUGCAAUGGCGGGUGACAGCCGAGGGGGACUCCCACACCGAAGUGGUCAUCAGCCGACAGCGACGACGUGUGCAGCUGAUGCGGAUUCGGCAGCAGGAAGAGCGCAAGGAGAAGCGGAGGAAGAAAAGACCCCCUCGGGCUCCCCCCAGAGGUCCCCGGGCUCUUCCAAGGCCUGGGCCCCCUGACCCUGCUUAUCGGCGCAGGCCAGUGCCCAUCAAACGCUUCAACGGAGAUGUCCUCUCCCCGAGCUAUAUCCAGAGCUUCCGGGACCGGCAGACUGGGAGCUCACUGAGCUCCUUCAUGGCCUCGCCCACAGAUGUGGACUAUGAGUAUGGGUCCCAGGGGCCACUGACAGCCUGCUCUGGCCCCCCUGUGCGGGUAUAGCAGUAUUCCCGCCUGUCUAGACUCUGCAGUCACCAGCUCUGCCGGCUUAGAGAGGCCUUCCAGGACACUACCCAGCCUGUCUGGCCCUGCGGCCUUUGGCGGUGGUCCCUCUUCCCCAGCUGGAGAGGGCUGGCCCAGCCACUAGAAGGGAGGAUCUGUCUCAGGCUAGGCCUGGCCUGAGUGGAGAGCCCCCUCCCAAGCUCCUGAGGGGCUUCUGUGGGUUGUGGGGUGUGAGCCCUUUUGGGAUGUGCUCAGGGUUAUAAGUGUGUCACCUGUGUGUGUGUAUAUGUGUGUGUGGGGGGCGGGGUAGGCUUGGAGGGGACACUGAGAUCCUUGCCUUUGACUUCUGAUUGGCAGAGCUUCCCCAGGGUUGGCCCCGCCUCUUCUCCCACUACUGGGGUCCCCCGGGCCACUCUCCUGCAUGUCUAAGAGGAGGAGGCCUGCCUUCGUCCCCAUCGCUCUAUCACCC